This is a messenger RNA of Dichotomopilus funicola, 969 nucleotides long. RefSeq names its product KRR1 small subunit processome component. The record is from RefSeq and is a predicted model, not a curated record. Gene Ontology annotation, molecular function: RNA binding. The transcript is spliced from 4 exons. Gene Ontology annotation, cellular component: nucleolus; small-subunit processome. Bases 1 to 969 code for a protein of 322 amino acids. NCBI's taxonomy places the organism in Eukaryota, Fungi, Ascomycota, Sordariomycetes, Sordariales, Chaetomiaceae.
AUGCCAUCCACACAUAAGAAGGAAAAGCCCUGGGACACCGACGACAUUGACAAAUGGAAGGUUGACCCCUUCACCAAGGACGAGUCCUCGGGACCGUUUCUCGAGGAGUCAUCGUUCAUGACUCUCUUUCCUAAAUACCGCGAGCGUUAUCUCAAGGAUUCAUGGCCACUCAUCACAAAGGCCCUGGACAAGAAUGGCAUUACCGCGACGCUCGAUCUCGUGGAGGGUUCCAUGACUGUCAAGACAACAAGAAAAACAUUUGACCCCGCAGCCAUCUUGAACGCACGCGACUUGAUUAAGCUCCUGGCCCGUUCGGUACCAGCGCCACAAGCCAUCAAAAUUCUCGAGGACGGAAUGGCGUGCGACAUCAUCAAGAUCCGGAGUAUGGUGCGAAAUAAGGAGCGGUUUGUCAAGAGACGACAACGGAUACUGGGGCAGAACGGCACAACAUUGAAAGCGCUCGAACUCCUCACGCAAACAUAUAUCCUAGUACACGGCAACACGGUGUCCGUGAUGGGGCCAUUCAAGGGGUUGAAGGAGGUCCGGAGAGUGGUCGAGGACACGAUGCAGAACAUCCACCCGAUCUACUUGAUAAAAGAGCUGAUGAUCAAGCGGGAACUGGCCAAGGACCCGGCGCUGGCCAACGAGGACUGGAGCCGGUAUCUCCCCAACUUCAAGAAGCGCACACUGUCGAAGCGGCGCACACCAUUCAAGGUCACGGAUAAGGCCAAGAAGACGUACACGCCAUUCCCGCCAGCACCAGAGAAGAGCAAGGUCGACGAGCAGAUCGAGACAGGCGAAUAUUUCUUGGGGAAGGAGGCGAAACACCGGGCCGCUGAAGCGGAGCGGGCCGGGAAGGCUAAGCAGAAGAAAGAAGAGAAGAAACGCGAGCGCGAGCGUGAAUAUGUCCCGCCUGAGGAAGGGGCAGCCGCAACCAAACCCAAGAAGAGGAAGACGACGCACGAUUGA